Darwinula stevensoni is the source of this 1924-nucleotide messenger RNA. Lineage: Eukaryota; Metazoa; Arthropoda; Ostracoda; Podocopida; Darwinulidae. The record is from the annotation of a GenBank genome assembly.
AUGUAUGACCCCAUAGGGGGAAGCCGUGAUGAGGGUGCAACAGAUCCAGACACUUUGACUCUCACAAAUGUGACUAAAGAGGAUGCUGCCUGGUAUGUUUGUAUCGCUCGGAACACUGUAGGGGAGACGAGAGGUCAGGCAUACUUGGAAGUUCUCACUGAAGAGGAAAGCAAAGUACUGCCUUCGUUUGCAUCUCAGGAUUCAUAUGAUAGAAAGAACAUCACAAUUCUGCUGGGUGUCAUGGGUCCCUUUGUCGUGUUUCUUCUCAUCAUAUCUCUGUUCAUGUAUCAGCGUAUGAGGAGAGCAAAACAAAAGAAAAAGGAGACAGUCCAGGUGCUCACACAUGAAUUCAAGCGGAUCAUCGUGGAGAAGCAAGGGCCUCACCAUCUCACACCCCUGGUAGGUUAUGCUCCUGAAUCUUGGGCCUCUUCCAGCAGGCCCACAUUCCAUCAGAUCGUGGAGGAGAUGGAUCGCAUCCUUGGCAAUGUGUCCCCAGAUUUAUACAUGAACUUGGACAUACCGCACAUCGACACACCUCAGUCGAGUCCCGAGACGUCGGCCGAAAGCCUUCUCUCGUGCAUCCUGCUGAAAGAAGAGUGCUCUGUUUAGGAGCAGACUUCUGAAAGUCUCUACAGUACCUGAAGGAAUCUCAGAUCAGAAAAGGGACACUCAUUUUCCUCGAUCUGACUCGUGCGGCCGAAGGGAGCCGAUGCUCGAACUUGCCGACGGGAUGGCAGUUUUUUGUAUUGUGGUAUACUCUGUGGUGCUAAUCCAUGAAGCAGGGAAGAUGAAUCUUCAGAACUCUAGACGCUUCAUUUGUUUUGCAAUAGUUACCAUGCUCCAUGUUUGGGUAAAUGAUAUGUUCUUGUGUGUGAGUUUGUUCUUGUCCAAAUGGGUGCCCUUUGAUGUUGUAUGUUGGACUCCUAGUCAUGAUGCUCAGUGACUGGCAUUGCAUUACAUUUUUAGUUUCCUGACAGAGGGAAAGGAUUUUUGUUCUUCUCUAGAUCUCCUUCAGGUGAGGACAGGAACUCUCAACUCUUACUUGCCUGUUCCUAUUCAUUGUUCAUUCAUUUCUGGCAUCAUGUUGCAGGAUGCAAAUGUGAGGAAGUUCUUCAUUUUUUCUAAUCCUACCUAUGUGAUUUGACAGGAAAGUGGGGCACUCUGUGUGGGAAGUGCAUGUGUAAUUUUUUUUUUUCCAGUGACCAGAAAGUCUGAUUCAUGUAAUUGACUCCUUUUGUGUGUUGCCCAAAAUUUCCCAUUUCUGGGGUUUCUGACCUAUCUCUUCAAUGUUUGGUCCCCAGCCAUGGGAUCUACAGUAUCUCAUUCAAGGAAUCUUGGAAGGCUUCAUCUGUGAGCACGAAAGGAACUGACAUCUAAGGUAGCUUCUUCAUGGCCUAACAUGUAUGUAUUUAUCUGUGAUGUGUCAAAGCGUAAAGAGAAAAGACCUACCUUGAGAAAUGCCAGAGGAUCCUUCUUCUGGUACAUUCCUGGUACAUUCACGCUUUCAUCAUGAUGCCAUUAUUUUGUGGUGGUUGGAUUUCUUGUUCUUUUUUUUUAUAUUCUCCUCUUGGUUGAUAAAAAUUAUCUCUUGCUUUCUAUGUUGUAGUGGACUCAACUAGACUAAUUUGAACUGGCUUUCCUUCAGACUCUUGCUUUUCGUUAUAUCCAUCUUGCUUGUGCUACUUCUUCCCCUCUUGCUUGGGCUCAUCAGUUUGUCAAGCCUUUUGCAGACUCAGAGGACUUUCAAAAUACAUGUUCAGCCAGUUAGUGGUGAAAGAAAGUGGUCUUUUUUCACAAUUAUGGUGAUUGUCCCCAAGUGCCUUUUGUUCUUACCCAGUCAAUUACCUCAUUUUGUUUGCCUGAACUUGCCAAUGUACAGUAUUUAUCUGUAGUCAUGAGGGGAAAGGAAUCACAUUCAGCAGCA